This is a messenger RNA of Nannizzia gypsea CBS 118893, 1206 nucleotides long. RefSeq lists its product as hypothetical. Lineage: Eukaryota; Fungi; Ascomycota; Eurotiomycetes; Onygenales; Arthrodermataceae. The transcript has 5 exons. Bases 1 to 1206 code for a protein of 401 amino acids. The record is from RefSeq and is a predicted model, not a curated record.
AUGCCUCCUGUGGCCGAGGAACUUGUUCGGAGAGUGCCCGAGUUCGGUGAGCCGUCUAUAGGAGUUGCUAUUCACUGGACGGACCCAAAGGACAUCCUCUCUGUUCUCUUCAUCCUCGGCGGCGAUCUCGUUGAACAUGCCUUUGCUCAGCUUGUUGGGACUCCGGUUCCACCGGUUGCUUUCUCGUUUGGGAUCACGACUACUGGAAACACAAGGACGUCCCAUCACCAUCUCAAAGGCAACAUUACUCGAAAAUGGGACCAGAUGAAACUUGACAGUAUAACCACUCAUGGCACCUGUGCCAAAGUCAAAAAACCUAAGAAAGCUGGCCUCUGUGUAUCUAUAUACAAGGCUAAGGAGGAAGGCCUGGGUCGACCGAAAAGAGAUAAAUUCGACUACAGCGGCAUGUUCACUACACUCCUCCAGCUUGCGCUUUCAGCGGUUCCACUAAUGAGAGAAGGCGACUGGUCACCAUUCCUAACAACCUUGAGCGGUGCUUUGCUGUCUAUCAUAUCAGGUUGCUUGCGGCAGUGGCGGCGGGAGAAGUGGCCGUGUUGCGCAAGCUCGGAGAAGACAGUGGUUUUGACAAAAGGCGCUGGCUGUCAACAUGCUAUUGCCAUUAUUGGAGAUGGGCGCGGCUUCGACCUUGAAGAAAUGGCUGUGGGUUCAGAGGAGAGAGACUUACCUUGUGACCUCUUCACCAGAGUUGCAGUUUUCAUCCUCGCUGUACUCUGGGUCCUGCUUGUUAUAUUCGCAGCUGGGCUCAAAACUAAUGCUUGGUAUGUCAUCACAGCAGGCGGCAUGGGAACCAUCCAGAAUGCAUACGUUGUUGGAGGUAAACGCACACCAGAGUCCUUCGGCUUGCCUCUCGAGUUUCUGGAUGUUAUCGGCGAGCUUGGUGUUAUGGAUACCUUGCUUGCUGUAGAAGAGAAAUACCCUAACCUUGGGAGCAAUAUGGCAGCUAACGUAAACCAAUAUGGCGGUGCUACGGCUUACCGGGGACAGACGACUAGCUAUGCUAGCACUUAUGAAGUUCCACAAGAGUUCCAUGAUGGUUCCAGAAGAAGGGUGUUUGGGAAGGAGACAAUGGCGAAUAGUUAUUAUCUAAUGGAUAUAGUCGGCCCCUCCUCCUCGCAGUCCUUACGAAUAUACGUCUCUGAUAUGAGUAAAAUGACGGGCUAUAAGCCCACGCCUCAGCCGCAGUAA